Molecule: messenger RNA, 858 nt
Organism: Adineta ricciae
Lineage: Eukaryota; Metazoa; Rotifera; Eurotatoria; Adinetida; Adinetidae
Source: the annotation of a GenBank genome assembly
AUGUCAGGUUGGAAAUCGCCAACCAUACGCAUAUCAAAAUGGUUAGAUAGUCUUUUAAGACCACUUUUUGAUAGAUUAGCAAGUGAUACGACAGUAUCAAAUAGAUUGGAAUUAUUAAAACAUAUUGAAAGAUGGUCAGAUGGUUACAUGACAACAACCACAUCAUUCAUUACAAUGGAUGUAACUGAUCUUUGUACGAUGAUACUACAAGAAGGAGGAGUUACAGCCAUUAAACGUCUAAUAGAAACUAGUAGAUUAGAACAAAUCGAUGGUGUUAAAAAAGAAAUUAUUCUUGCUCUUACCAGAUUUGUUAUGAAUAAUAACUAUUUCUAUUUGGAUGGGUCAUAUUAUAAACAGAUAAAACGUGGAGCAAUGGGCUCCCCUUUGACAUUAGCAGUAGCUAAUGCAUAUAUGUAUUUUGUCGAAAGACCCAUAGCUAAAUGGGCCAAGAGAACAUGUUCAUUAUAUUUUCGGUAUAUUAAUGAUUUGUUCAUAAUGACAAAUGUAUAUAGAGAUACAUUAAAUGUUCGGGUACAAUUCUGGAAUAGACUGGAUAAUAAUAUUGAAUUAUCAGAAUCUAUUGGAUUUACCGCCCAGUAUCUAGACGUAAAACUUGAAAAUAGAGGAGGAAAAUUGAUAUCCGAUGUGUUUCAUAAAUCUUCGCAUGGACCGUAUUUUCUCCCUUUUACAAGUAUGGAGAACUUUUCGACCCAAUUCAAUCAAAUCUGGGAAAAUUGCUUUUCAGACACAGCCGUUUGUAACAUAAGAUCGAUCGUAGGCACUAAGAAACUACAUGAUCCUCAAGAUUAUCUAGUUAAAAAGAAGCCAGACCGUUCACUAUUAAAAAUUACGAAUUAA